Messenger RNA from Plectropomus leopardus (leopard coralgrouper), 2095 nucleotides. RefSeq names its product grancalcin (gene gca). Lineage: Eukaryota; Metazoa; Chordata; Actinopteri; Perciformes; Serranidae. The record is from RefSeq and is a predicted model, not a curated record. Gene Ontology annotation, molecular function: calcium ion binding.
UGAUGUAGCAGCUGUUCAAUCGGAAGUUCCCACCGUGUGACAGACACUUUGGUACAGUGUAAAAACGCUGCAACGAUAUCAAACUUGUGACAGUUUGUCCUAUUCCGUAAAAUGGCUUAUCCGGGAUACGGCGGGUAUGGGGGUCCAAUGCCAGGAAUGCCAGGUCAGGGGAUGCCUCCCCAAGGAAUGCCAGGUGGGCCCAUGGGAGCACCAAUGGGAGGGCCAAUGGGAGCCCCUAUGGGGGGCCAUAUGGGGGGGCCCAUGCAUGGGCAAAUGGGCGGACCCAUGGGGGGCGCACCACCACAUGCCGCCUAUGGAGGAGGCUAUCCCGUCUCGUUCGGCGCCCCGGCCCCAGCCGCCAACGAUCCAAUGUGGGGUUACUUCACCGCCAUCGCAGGACAGGACGGCGAGGUCGAUGCAGAGGAGCUGCAGAGGUGUCUGACCCAGUCUGGUUUCUCCGGCAGCUACACACCGUUCAGCCUGGAGACAUGCAGGAUCAUGAUCGCAAUGCUCGAUAGGGACUUCACAGGCAAGAUGGGCUUCAAUGAGUUCAAGGAGCUGUUCACCGCUCUCAACGGCUGGAAGCAGAACUUCAUGGUGUUUGACCAGGACAGGAGUGGAACCGUCGAACCUCACGAGAUGACUCAGGCAAUCGGCACUAUGGGCUACCGCGUCAGUCCUCAGGUUCUGAACAUAAUCAUGAAGCGCUACAGCAAAGGAGGGAGAAUCUACUUCGAUGACUACGUGGCCUGCUGUGUCAAACUGCGAGCUCUCACGGAGAACUUCAAACGGAGAGAUACCAUGCAACAGGGAUCAGUCAACUUCCAGUAUGACGAUUUUAUCCAGUGCACGAUGGCCAUCUGAGCUCCGCCGUCCGUUCCACACCACGAGGUCGGGGCGCCGGACGAACCAGUCAGUGGUGGAUUCUGGACCGCCGCCUCACGGGAACGCAAAGGGAGGCCAGUAUUAGACUGAACGGCCGCAACAGGGAAGUACCCGCUGUUUUUAACGCUCGCUGUGAUGCUUUAGUCUUGUGUGUGACAAAGGGAGGUGCUGAGGAUGUUUCAGGUGUACACUCAUAUAAACACGCUAUAUUAGAGGGAACCAGAACACACGUCAGAGUCUUUUAAGCCCUUGUGUGUAGAUUUACCACUUUCUAUAUAAAAGUUGCAAAAUAUGUGUUUCAAUAAUUAGAGAAAUGCUGUAAAACAUUAAAAAUUACACAGAGUCUUUAAAGAAAUGAAAUUUAAAAGUUUUAGUCAAAGAAUGUAGGAAUUGAUCAGAUAUCUUCUGCUGAACUGAAUAUUCUGCUUUGGGUCUCUCAUUUUGGAAAGCCAGUGCAAAGUGAACAGAUACUUUGAGGACACUCUGUCCUGUGAGACACUGUUUGUGCCAUUCUAACCUCUGAAUGUACGGACUUAUAUAUUUAACCCUUUUGUGUACAUAACUUAGUGAUGGCAGCAUCAUGAGUCAUGAUUAAAUGUUAGCAGCAUUUCCAUGUAACAUGACGCUGAUUUACACUGAAUUUCAUACAGUUUAAGUGCAUUUUCUCAUUCUUUGUCAUUCUUAUAGAUGCAUAUUAGCUUGGUGUUUAAAGGGGCAGUUCGCCUCAGAAUGUGUCCUCUCAGCUGUAGUGCUGUUUCUGAAUUACGGUUGUUUUGGUGUGAUUUGUGAUUUGUGUCGGAGAUGUCUGCCUUCACUGCAGUAUAAUGGAAGUAGAUGCUGCUCAGCUUGAGGAGCUCAAAGAGCCAAAAAUAAACUCACUCAACAGCAGGUCAUGAUUUCUGGAGGGAAACACUGAUGGCGAGUUACUCCAGUGUAUUUUUUUUGGCUCUUUGAGCACCAAAAGCCUGAGUGGCUAAUAUCUCCAACACGCUGCAACUCAAACCAAAACUCCACAUUGCUUAACAGCACUACAGGUGAGAGGGAAAAGAUGCAUUUUUGAUUUUGGGGUGAACUGUCCCUUUAACUUGAUAAGAAGCCAAAGUGACUGUGAGCCAAUCUAAAUCCACACUGAUACCUGUUGUUAAUGAUCGUGACAUGUUGUCGUAAACAUCACAUUUUGUUACUCACAUUAAACACUUUCUAAUCAGUA